Messenger RNA from Vespa velutina, 2877 nucleotides. RefSeq names its product alpha-protein kinase 1-like. NCBI's taxonomy places the organism in Eukaryota, Metazoa, Arthropoda, Insecta, Hymenoptera, Vespidae. The coding region runs from base 886 to 1824 and encodes 312 amino acids. The transcript is spliced from 6 exons. The record is from RefSeq and is a predicted model, not a curated record.
AGAGAGAGAGAGAGAGAGAAAGAAUUUUCAUCCCAAGAAUAAUCGUUCCUUUUCUCUCAAUCACGUUAAUGAUAAGUUUCACUUGAUAAGUUUCCCUUUGUACUCUAACUUGAAUCGGAUUAAUUUUUUUUUUUUUCUUAAUUGUCCUCAGAGAAGCGAGUACCUAAAUCCUUAUAUCAUCUUAGAAGUUGUUAAAAAAUUCUAAGUCUUCUUAUGACCUUAUCUCAGCACUUCUAUUCGAGUGAUUCUAUUUUAUAAUUGUCGUUCUCAUUUUUUUGAUAUGAUAAGGAUUUGAAUGGUGGUAGAUAAAGAGAAAAAAAAAUAGUAAAAUAAAAAAAAGAAAAAGAAAGAAAGAAAGAAAAAAGAUUAAGUUGAUUGACCGAUUGAUAAACGUACGUCAACCACCUUACGUCAGUUUUACGUAUAUCUAUAUAUAUAUGUGUAUAUAUAUAUAUAUAUAUACCGACAUACGUCUUUCUAACCUCGGCUAUAAAGUAUCGACGAGUGACGUCGAUUUAGAAGGUAGUGUCUCACAUAAGUGUCUUAUACGAGUCGAGAUGAAUCAUCCAAGAAAACAGGAGAUUGCUGUUGCUGCUGCUGUUGCCGCUGUUACCGCCGUCUUCGUCUUCGUCUUCGUCUUCGUCGUCGUCGUCUUCGACGUCGUCAUUGGCGAGAGCCCCCCGUUAUUUUCAGAGGGCCGAAUCACACCGGUUAGAAAUAAACGCGGACUCGGAGGCUAGUCGUUGCGCAAAGCCCGCGAACAUCGUACUUGACUUAGUUUCGCGUUUGAUGGCCCCUGGCUAUACGGUUGACCGCAGUCUCUCGUGAUUUUCCGAUACACCCCUUUUUUUCUUCAAUCGCGCUUACUUCGUUUCUUUCUUAAAUAUGAUCGCUCAAAGAAGGAUCGACUUCAAUCAACUGGCCAAGCCAGCAAAUUUACAAAACAGCGCUGUUCUACGUAUGCUCGAAGAGGAGGAAGCAAGACAACGAGGUGGUCAACCAAAUUUGAAACGUGUUGCUUGGCCACCACCUCCUGAAGAUCAAGAUCUUGACUUCGUUGAACAAGGACCUGUACAAGCGAAGACCCGUGGUAUCGGUGAGGUUCCCUCGUACCAGAGCAGUCCUUCAUCAGGUCCAUCACCCCAACCACCGUCAACGAUAGCUCGUUCAUCGACUCAGAGUGUCCUUCCAUCAUCUCCGUCGCCAUCGAUCAGUCCAAGUGGAACACUUCUACGACAACCAUCGCAUUUUCAACAACCAUUUGCACCUAAAGGUUGGGCACCUGUUACACCACCUGCUACUUCACCUAUUCUACAACAACAUCCUCUUCAAACUUGGCCCAAUCAACCACAACAACAACAACAACAACAACAACAACAACAACAGCAACAGCAACAGCAAGCUCAGACUACAUGGAAGCAGCAUUCUCAAGAGCAUAACGAGCGAACGAGACAACAGAAUCAACCGUAUCAAUCUUACGGUCCUGCAUCUUACGAAGCACCACCGUCUACUAUUGUUCUUAGACCGGAGCCUCCGAUCUCACAGGCACCAGCACCGGUGUACCAAGCACAACCUGCUGCAACGAAAGCUCCAAUCAGUGGUAACAUGAGAGGAGAUCUCAAAUGGCCACCACCUUCCGUAAAAGCACAAACGGAAGCUGAGAAUAGAGCCAGGAUGGAAUUAGCUAAAGGACCUGCAUUCAGGCCACGCCGAGUUAACAAGGAUUACAGCGGAUUUUUUGCUCAACAUGCUCUUAACAAUAGCUAUCCAGGUUACAGAGCUCCACCAGGAACUCAAUACUUUACUCCAUCUUAUCAACAUUAGCAGAGGCAUUCUAUAAUAUAUUCGCAUUAUAUUUUCGCCUUAAUAUUAUAUAGAUUUUUUUUAGGAUAUCUGCGCAAAUUCUGAUAAUGCCAAUCGACAAAUUACUUGAAAUGAAGUUUCACGUUUCUCAGGUUCUUUUUUUUUUUUCUUUUUUUCUUUUCAAAAUUAGAUUCAUCGAGAGAAAUGAUAUGACUGACUCUUUAUUGAUGAAUUAUUUUAUUUAACAUAAUUUUAAUAUAUUACUCAUCUCUUUUCGUAUAGGUCUUGGCAAGCUCGUUGUACAGAUUUCCUGUGUCGAGAAUAUAUAUAUAUACAUAUACAUAUAUAUAUAUAUGUAUGUAUAUGUAUAUAUAUAUAUGUAUGUAUGUAUCUAUUUACAGAGACUGACCGACCCGUAAAUUAUCAUAAUUUUACAUCAUUCUAUCUUUCUUUUUUCUUUCCUUUCUUUUUUUUUCUCUCUUUUUUUUUUCUUUAGUCGCAUAAACAUUUUGAUAAGAAAAAAAAAUUAUAAAACAAAUUUAUGCACAAGUAUGCUUUCCACGUUUCUUUUUCUUUCGUGUUGACACUUUUAGAGAUCAUGACAUAUACAUAUAUAUAUAUAUAUAUACAUAUAUAUAUAUAUAUAUAUAUACGUUUUUAAAUGAAAAAGUUCAUAGCAAAAUGAUAUGCGAAAAUUGAAUGCCUGAAUAAUGCUAGAAAUAAACAAAGAAUAUUUAUACGAUCAAACGAUAUCGAAUUAAUGUAUAGAAUAAUAUCAAUAGACGAACGAAAUAUUCGAAUGUUAUAUAAUUAAUUAUAUUAUGGAAUCGAAGAAAACACAUUAACGCACUAAAGCAUAAUUUGAUGUCGCAUAGUAGUUUUUUUUCUUUUUUUUUUUCUGUUUUUUUUCUUUUUUUUUUUUUUUUUUUUUUCUAUAAAACGUAUCUCCUUUUAUAAUAAAAUUUGGCACUAACGUGUCUAUGAAUAACUAACGAUACGUUUGUAAUUAUGUAAUUUAUUGUUGUGGAGAGAUAAAUAAAAUGAUCUUUACAAAUUUCACCCUUUUUUUUUUAA